This is a messenger RNA of Theileria parva strain Muguga, 502 nucleotides long. RefSeq lists its product as uncharacterized. The record is from RefSeq and is a predicted model, not a curated record. The transcript is spliced from 2 exons. Bases 84 to 452 code for a protein of 122 amino acids. Lineage: Eukaryota; Apicomplexa; Aconoidasida; Piroplasmida; Theileriidae.
GGGGAAUUAAAAUCAAAUAAUAAUCAAUAAUGAUUAAUUAAAAUUAAAUUGGUUAUUAUUUUUUAGAUAAUUUAAAAUUUGUAAUGUCUUCGAAUAAUAAUAAUCCUCCUAAUAUUGAUGUUGACGUUGUAAAGGGCUUAAGUCAACCUUCUGCUCUGUAUGAUGAAGUUGUACAAUAUAUUUUAUCAACUGUCGGUUGUAAACUGCAAAAUGAAUCUACUCUAAGACUCGUAUCACAUUCCGCUCAAAUUGCUCUCGAAAAGUUUUUUGAAGAGGCUAAGAGUGUCCAGGUAUCAAAUAGGCUAAACAGAGCUGAUUAUGAAGAUAAGAUGAGUGUUCUGAAACAGGACAUUAAAGAACUUGACUAUCAAUCGAUUUGUGAAACACUUCAAAAAUAUAAGUCUAACUCUCAUAAUUAUAACCUUUUCCUCGAACCAAAUGAAAAAUUUUAAACCCUUCAUUACACAAACUUAAUAUCUAAUUUACUCACUAAUAUGCAAAA